This is a messenger RNA of Neocloeon triangulifer, 12788 nucleotides long. It is a transcript of the gene Vps13D, whose product is annotated as intermembrane lipid transfer protein VPS13D. Gene Ontology annotation, cellular component: extrinsic component of membrane. The record is from RefSeq and is a predicted model, not a curated record. Gene Ontology annotation, biological process: protein targeting to vacuole; protein retention in Golgi apparatus; mitochondrion organization. Lineage: Eukaryota; Metazoa; Arthropoda; Insecta; Ephemeroptera; Baetidae. Gene Ontology annotation, molecular function: protein binding. The transcript has 40 exons. The coding region runs from base 148 to 12471 and encodes 4107 amino acids.
GUCACAGCUUUCACCAGCAUUGCCGAAACGCUGCGCUCUCUCUAUUCUACUCUCUGGCCGAAUUCGUCUCGUCGUCACGCCUCGGCCGAAUCGGCGCCUCUGACGCCGACGAUCGGCAGCUAAGUCGUAUUCGACUAUGCGGCAAAGAUGUUGCGAGAACUUGUCAAGUGGGUCCUGAACAACUACCUGAGCAACUACGUCGAAAACCUCAGCGUAGACCAACUCAGCGUUGCCCUUCUUCAGGGUGAGGUCGAGUUGGAAAAUGUGCCGCUGCGGAAAGAUGCCUUCCACAAUCUCCGCCUACCCGUGUGCAUCACUGCGGGCCAGAUCGGCACCAUCCGACUGCAGAUUCCGGUCAGCAGCAUUCGGACAGCGCCCUGGGUCAUCAUCAUUGAGAAGCUUUACCUCACAGCCUCGCCCUACAAGACUGACGAAAUUGAUCCAAAAUUUGAGGAGCAGCUCAUCCAUGAUGACAAACUGCGUCGUCUGGACACUUUGGAGGCUAUUUGGAGGGCUGAGCACCAGACUGAGGUUUCUGGAGCCAGUUCCAGUUUCUAUUCCUCCAGUUGCGGCUCGUGGAUAAGUUUCACUUCGGGAUUGGUUAGCAAUAUUGUCGAAAAUGUCCAGCUCAAAAUCAAGGAUGUGCACAUCAGGUACGAAGAUGACGCCUCUGUGCCUGGCACAGUGGUGGCCGCGGGCUUGACAGUGCGAGCUCUUACAGCCAACACUUGCAACUCUUCCUGGACACCAGGUUAUGUUCCUCUGGAUGCAUCUGCGGAUGCUUUCAAGUUGGUAGAAUUGACGGACGCAGCAGUUUACUGGGACACCAAUGCCACUACUUAUGGAAAUCUUCCACUUAAUCUUUUUUCAGCUGCAAUGCAGACGGCAAUGCAAGCAAGCAAACCAGACAGCUUUAUAUUGUCACCAGUCAGCGCUCAGGCACGCCUCAAACGGAACCGUUCAGAGCUUCCCCUAAGGUCACGCAACCAGCCAAGAAUAGCCUGUGACCUCAUGCUUGAGACUAUUCAAUUUGCCGUUACUGAUGUUCAAUAUGCCCAAAUGGUGGGCUGCUCACGAGGCCUGGAGGCUAUCAGUCUGCAGCGUGAAGCAUUGGUUGGACAGACCAGUUGUCCCCGAAAUGAUGUUCAAGCACUUUGGCGCUGGGCGUUCUGGCGUGCCUUGAGCCUCGGAAGGGUCAGCGAGCGCUACAUUGAGGUUUACACUCAGUACCUUUUGAUGCCUAACAGCUUCAGUCCAGAAGCCAAAUUACUCAAAGAAACAAUAGAAAUGAGGUAUGGCUAUGAAGCUCUAAGAGAAUUGAGAGAAACAGCUAUGCAAAUUGCUGCCGCCAAACUAGUCGACAUUGAAACUAAAGGCUGGAGUGUGCCCGGUGCAGGAGUUUUGUUGCAGUGGUUCCCUUUGUGGACUGGUUGGUACUCAACUCCUGCUCUGCCAGACCAACCUUUAAAAUCUCCAGAUGAGUCACAAAGAUUAGAGGACGAACUACUUCAUGCUUUGAGCGAUUCCGUUGAAAGUAGUUCCAUUCUUAAGAGAGAUGCUGUUUUUUCAAUUAGUACCCUGACUAUCAAGCAGGGCAGCUUCAAGCUUCUUUCAAGCACAAAACCAUCAACAGACACAAUGGAAGAGGAUGAAAGUGAUAGUAAAAGUGUGAUAAACUAUCCUGUUAUGGACUUGGAGGUUGAAGCGCUGAAAGUUCAGUUGGAGUCUCGACCUCGACUCAACUCCCAAUGCUUUAGCCUGAGUGUGGGUGGCAUCUACCUGAAGGACUGUCUGACGCGCAACUCCUUGUAUCCUAUGGUUGUGGAGCCUCUUCGAACAGCCAAGGCCAAGAGUGCCACAACAGAGCCUCUUUUCUCUCUUAUGUACGAGACUAAGCCAUUUGGCAGCCGCCUUGACCACCGACUUCAUAUCGACACGCGUUGCUUGACUGUUGUCUACAACCCUGGGGUGGCCAAAGCCAUCUCUGACUUCUUCAUCAGGCCCCAAUCACAAGAGCCACUACUGCACCUUGGACAAGCAGCUAGAAGGAGGUAUGAGCAAAUGAAGAAAAAGACAAAGGAGCGGCUGAUGCAGAACUGGGAGCAGAUGCUAGAGGGAAAUGAACGCAUUCGUCAACGAUGGGAGUUGAAAUUGAACAUCUCCGCUCCUCAACUUCUCUUGGUGGAAAACUUCACCGACAAAAGUGCAACUGUGGUUCUGCUUGACCUUGGCCGGCUUAGUGUGCGAAAUUUGCAUGAGCAGGAAGCACCAACACCGGCUCUGUCACAGAGACAGGGCUCUUCAGAGUCAGAUGAGGACUUCCACACACCUUGCUCAUCUCCUCAGGCAGUGGAGGAAGAGCCCAAGGGACUUUCCCUAGAUUUAGCAACCGAGUUAGCAUUGCAGUCGCGCGUCUAUGACCGCUACAGCAUCGAAUUAGGCGACACCCAGAUCCUUGUCGGCCGCACCAGGGACAACCUGAGGCACGCCCAUCUCAGAGGCUCCUCAUCAGGACUUCACGUUCUUGACAAAUUCAACAUCUCGGUUCAGUUGGAGCGACGAGCCUUGCCCUCGUGUGACCCAAAUUUGCCUUCACUCAAGGUUUCUGGCAACUUGCCAAAGUUGGUUGUGCAUGUCAACGAGCAGAAGGUCACCACCAUGAGGCGGAUGGUGCGUCACAUGCUGGGCGAAGGUCUGCCCUCACCCUUCCGGCCGCCAGAGUCACCCAUUGAGAACCGAAAUCUCCCAUCAGCAGAGGCUGGAAAAGACAUGUCACCAGACACUGCUUAUCUGUGUGUGUUCCGCUUCUGCAUUGAUGACAUGUCUUUGGAAGUGCAGUCCAGAGGCCGAUCGGUAGCAGAAUUGCAAGUUCGAGGCGUUCGCGCAGGACUUGUCCUCCGCCCUCUAGAGACCAGUGUCUCUCUCAGCAUUCACAGUCUGCUGCUGGUGGACGCAAUGCAGACCUAUGGCAAUGACUUUGACUUGUUGCUUGCCAGCCACCAGCGCGUCGGCAUGGAUAGUGUCAGCGGAAGUCUCUUUGACAGCGAACCCACUAGUCCCACGUCCCCUGCAUCACCAAAUCUGUCAGCUGGGCGUUUUGGUCCUGCCACCUCACCACACGCCCUCACACAGGCCCUUUCCACGCUGCAGUUCUUGCGCGCCACUUCUCCAAAUCCCGCCACCGUGGAACUUGAAGGGGACGCGCUUAUCGUUGUUGAGCUCGUCUGGUUAGAUGAGCUUCCAGAAGAAGAGGGCAAGUGUAUAGCCACAGUGCACUUUAACUGCUUGGAUGUGAUUGCCAAUCAAGAGACUAUUGUUGAGCUGGUUGGCUUUGUUAAGCGUCUUUUUCCUGAAGGUCAUUCGUCAGCAACAAAUUUCGGCACAUCCAUCGACAACUUAACUGGCGUUACGUCUAAAGUUGAUCUCAAUUUUGAUUUCCAACGGCUGAAUGUUCUUCUGUUGAGGGCUGUCAUGAAUGAAAACCACCAACCUCAAGCUAGAAAAAUCGCUACUGCCACUUUGACAGAGGCGAAAAUUCAGGCAACAGUUGGCGCUGAACUCAGCGUCAAAGGUUCUCUUGGUGGACUUCAGAUCUUGGAUCUUACUCCAGAAGGCCAGAAGCACCAACGUAUCUUGAGUUUAGGACACGACCCACUUGCUGAGAGUCACCCUGACCACAGGACGGAAGUUCUACGUCGCCUGAACGCGGAGCUGAGCAGUAUGUACCAGCAACAAAGUGGUUGCGCCUCGUCAUCCAUCACAGAGGAAGACUCCGAGGCUUUCAUGUUCAGUGUUACUCGGAAUGCCGACGGACGUACAUCUGUUGGCUUGCGCAUGGCCUCGGUUUGGUUCACACACUCUCCACGACUUCUCCUUGAAUUGCAGUCUUGCGCCACUGAAUUCAAGCAGUAUGUGUCGAAACUCGCCCGGUCUAUACGAUCGGCAGCUGCCGAAAUGGCCAUAGGUCUGAUGCACGUUCACGCACGCGUCGACCCAGCUUCGGAAAGAGGAAGCAGACUUUCUUUGGCCACUUUGGAAAUGUCUCCUCAGCGUCGUCGCCGCAGAAGCAUGUCUCAAUCCCUGGAGCUGCUGGAAAACAAGCUCAACACACCCUUCACACCAGAUGAGGAGCCGAAUGAUAUAAUGCUGGACACUCGACUGGAUAUUGUCCUCGAGUCGCCAGUAAUUGUCCUCCCCCGAGCUGCAAACUCGGGAGACGUCUUGGUUGCCCAUCUGGGUAAAAUCACUCUGAAAGAUGACGCCGAGCCGGAAGCAGAUGGGCGCAGUCCUGACUCUGACAUCUGUGGUCAUUAUUGCUGGGGCAUUGUUCGCCGUAGGGCAAAGUAUAAUCUAGAAAUUAGAGACAUGAAUCUAGCAUCUCUCAACAUUGACCACCGGAGGAAAGCGCCUGAAAACCCUGGUGAGACGCUUCUCCAGCGAGCAGAUGUCUUGUACUCUUGCAAAGAGGACGCUUUGCCUAUCCUGCAUAAUACUGUGAUUAAACUGGCCAUCGAAAUUGAACGAGGCCGAUGUGUGAUGAAACCUACCGAAAGUUUACCAUCACUUCUUCUUGACCAGAGCAUGGACUUUUUGGAUGUAGAUAGUGAGGACACAAUUCAGAUUCGCGGCUCUGUUGUUCAAGACCUGAAGCUUUCCCUCUCUCGAGCACAAUAUGAGCAAUUGCUGGACAGCCUAGAGCAAAUUGCUGUGCAUGAACCAGAAACACCACGAGCCCAUGACAGACCACCUGAAUCCUUCCUAACGCUUGACCCAAGCAUGAAGGCUCGCCUGACAACUCCUCUUGAACCAAAGCAUUUAAGUAGGACCCGAGUAGAUGUCCUGUUUGAGUUACCAGCACUGGGAGUUACUCUUCGUGGACAAUACCGUGGUGACGAGCGACCAGUGGCCGAAAUCGGACUUCGUGACCUGAGAGUCCAAUACUUAAAGACAGAAGCACAUGAAACAUCUUUGGAAGUUUCUCUAAGGGCCCUUCUUGUGGAGGAUCUUUUGCAAGCGCCUGAGUCUCCCCACCGAAUGCUUGUAGUCUCGCAGUUUGUGCCCCAGGAAGAGCCAAUUGAGCCUCGAAAGGCCAAUGUCUCGCGCUCAUGCCCAGACCUGUCAUCUUCUUUGUUAGAUGCGUUUGACUCUGUCAAGGGUUCUCUUCCUGACUUACUUGAAACAAGUGUCCUCUAUGGAGCGCCAAAAAAACAGCAACCAGAGAGUAACUGCCCUUGCACUCCUCCUCCAUCACCAAGAAGAACAAUGGCGUCCCCUGUUCAGGACAACCUAGUCCAUGUUGAUGUUCGAUUCAUUGACCCCAAAUGUCCAGAGUUCUUCAGCAAGCACAAAGGCGUACAACAAUACAUGGAUGUCAACUUCAACUGUCUGGAUCUGAUUGUCAAUAUUGAGUCCUGGGUGGUGAUUUUAGAUUUCUUUGGAUUAGGCCCUGAGACUGAGGGUAGCGCUGCCAAGCGUCAGACACCAGCUAAGCGUUCAGACCGCCCUCAACGUUCUGGAGAUGGACGAAACUCUCUUUUGAACAUUCGAGUUCGCUCCUUGACGCUGGUACUUGUAAAAACAUCUGGCGGGGAACUGGCUAGGGCUAAUGCCUCUCACCUGAUCGCGCGCGUCGAACGUCGCGGUCCAGAUAGUACCACCACAGGCAAGCUUGGCAAACUAUCCCUGAUGGAUGCCAGUCCCCAUGGCCGCCUCUACAGGGAACGUUUCAUAAGUUCGGGAGGUGAAGCGCUCGACUUCACCAUAAUCAAUUACGGAACACCAGACCCAACACUUCGACGGGAGUGUGAUGCCCAAGUACGCCUUCAAAUGAGCUCCGUCUUUUAUGUGCACACGCAACGUUUUGUCGAAGAACUCAAGAUCUUAUGGAAUCACUUCAGCCUUCUCCAAACACUAAUGUCUAGACUUCGCGAGGCCACUGCUGGCUUCACAGAUGAUGAACCAAGUUCGAGAGGCCGGAGAAUUCUCUGGGAUAUCCAAGCAGGAUCACCAGUUAUUCUUUUGCCACUAAGUUCCAGGUCUACCAAAGUCUUGAUGGCAGACCUGGGUGAACUUACUGUGAAAAAUGGUUUCCGUCUCCACUCUGAUUGUCUCCUAGACGUCAUGGACGUCAACCUGAUCAACAUGGACAUUGUGGCUAGUCACCGGCUGACAUCAUACAGCGGUGCUGACAUGAACAGCGCCAAGUUCCGCGUCGGCAACACCUGGUUUGAGAAAGUUGGCGUUUCGCUUCUCUCCGAAGCUAAGUGUCAGUUGUGUCUGCGAGUUGAAAGGAAUCUUGACUCACUGACAGCCCAUCCGGUUCCGGACUUAAGCGUGCAGGGAACUCUCUCUGGUCUGCACGCGUCCAUCGGCGUUGAGCAGCUGCGACUUAUCAAAGGCCUGCUUGCCCACAACAUUGGUGAAAAUCUUGACGAGCUUGACUAUCUUCUGGCUCCAACUCCACCAGGCGGAGCGCCUCUUGACACAGAGCAGGUCUGGGUGUCUACUAGUUUGAAACUUGAUCUCCGAGAUGUGCUUGUGGCACUACAACAACCUGAUGGACCACUGGCGUUGAUCAAUUUUGUCAAAUGCCAGCUUGUGGUCGAGAGCCGAUCUGACGGAGCUCGAGACAUUGACUUGGUCUCUAAAGAGAUUUUAAUCACAGACCAACGCUUCCAGUCUCGUCCUGUUAACAAAAGGCCAAAUGUUUUCAACAACAUUCUCUUGCCAGUAGACGCAGAACGCAGAUCUAGUCAAGUUCAAGCCGAAAUUCAUCACCGUCGUACUGCAUGUGACGGGGCCCGCUUCACCAUCCUGCUGAACAACAUGCGACUAAUGCUCAUCCUCGACUGGUGGCGAUUGGUCCGUGACUUUAUCAGUGCAGAGCCUGAUGAGCUCGAGUUUGCGUCGCCAUCAGCUGCGGCUCCUGCAACAGUCCAGCCUGCAGAGGAGCCUUAUGAACUUACACUCAACAUCACCGACUCAGACGUUGUUUUAGUUGAGGACUGCUCACGCUGGGAGACAAACGCACUCAUUCUGAAGAGCACAACUGUUGUAUCCUAUCGACCCAGUUGCGCCGAUCGGCCUCUUACAUGCAACCUGAAUAGAUGUGAACUGCUUUACUGCAUUCUAGGAGAUGAGCAAGAAUCGGCCGUGUCCAUAAUUGACCCAGUCACUGUAAAUCUAGACCUGGUGCACACGGAAGAUGGUGUUGGCAUCCUCGAUGUCACCCUUCAAACGCUCAGCCUGCGGCUUUCCUACCGAGAUGCCAGGGCCUUCUCACAGUUGCUGAGUGCAGUUGGAGGACGUGACCGUAGCAAUUCAAUUGCGGAUGAGGGACCUAAGAACAUUCUACAAAGCGUGGAGCGGCUGUGCGCCAUGGGUUUCUCUGCCGAAGAUUGUGCCGACGCCCUGGACCGAUGUGGAGGACGAAUGGACGACGCUGCCCUUUGGCUGACACAACACGCGAAACACACAUAUUCCCCAUCGCCAGAAUCCCCAUCUCACUCGUCAGAAGGACUGCUGAAGUUCAGGCAAAUUGAGUUGAAAACACACCUGCUGAGCGUCUGCAUCAUUGAUGACUGCCAAGAUGCAGAUGUGCCUCUUUUGGAGUUGAGUCUUGCCCAGUUAAGCAUGAAACAGCUUCUGGGUACAAGACGAACGCUCGACGGAGGUCACAUGGAGUGCCACUUGGCCGUGGAUUAUUACAACAGACUCCUUUCUGGUUGGGAGCCGCUGGUUGAGCCGUGGAGAGCCAAAUUCUCAUGGGAGUGGCAAGAGCUGGUUCCAGUGCCCUUCUUCCGCCUGCAUGUUGAUGCAGACAACGUGCUGGCCCUCAACGUAACAGACUCACUGGUUUCCCUGGUACACGCUGUCAAGGACACCUGGACACAAGAUUUGAAUACUGAAGGCGUUGUUGUGACGCAGCAGCAGCCCCGAAAGCGUCGCUCUCCCUUUGUGCCCUACCAACUUUUGAAUGACACUGGUUCUGAUUUGUGGUUCACCACCAAUGUCAGAAUGGCUGACGCGUAUGAUCCUCUGGGACAAGAGCACCCACAGCAGACAAAUGAGGGAUGGACUCUGGUGAUGGCCGGAGAAAAGAUUCCAUUUGAUUUUGAACGACAGGCGCGCAAACUGCGUCACAGAAACUCUCACGAACUACGAGUACAUCAGGUUCGAGUCCGCAUUGCUGGCUGGCGACCCAUUCAGCCUGUGUCUGUUGACCGUGUCGGCGUUUACUUCCGACACGCCCAGCCUGAUUUGGACGACGCCUCUGUAGGGCAGCUGCCGUCAGCAAGAGUUGUCUUCCAGGUCACUCUGGAAGGGUGCGCCCGUAAGGUGGUGACUGUCAGGUCAGCGUUGCUCCUCUUGAACCGGCUGCCCAUUGAAGUGGAGCUAUGCGCUGAGCAAAAAAGACAAAGGAUUGCACCCAAUGCUACCUUGGCAGUGCCCAUGAUGUUGGUUCACUCCACCUUGAAAGUGAGGCCCCUGCAACAAGAGCAUUUUGAGCUCAGUGCUUCUCUGCAAUGGAGCCAUGUUUCCGAUCCAGGUUCUGUACAGGAGGAGAGCUAUGUCUGUCGCAGUACCCGAUCUCAUCACUCUGAUGAUGGAUUCAGAUUCACAUUAGCAGUACAGCGAGAGUUGUACCCUCCUGAAAAACAAUAUCCACAGUGGACUAAACACCGCAGUCUCACCUAUAUGUACCCUCAGCCAGCUCACACACUCAUUCUGCUGAGCCCAAUUAUUGUGAACAAUCUCUUGCCCCAUGAGCUAGAGUGCAAAGUUCGUUCUGCGCCUAGCCAUAAGCUAAGCAUUGCUGCCGGCACGUCGGCUGCACUUAAUUUUGUUGACAUCUCGGAGUCGCAAUCACUGCACUUUCUCUUGGACAACUUCACUGCUUCUGGGCAGCUUGAGCUGCAGCCAUAUGGUGGAUCAUCCAGGCAGGCCAACCUCUUCCUCACUGACCCUCAAGGAAGGGUUUUAGUUUUGCAUGCUCGAAUAAGAGUUUGCAUUGGACGUGGUUGUGAGGUGGACAUCAGUGCCCCUUACUGGCUGAUCAACCGGACAGGCCUGCCUGUUGUACUUAAACAAGAGGGCGCCUCUCAAGAGGCCGCUGGGCAGGGCAUGGAGCACGAGUUGGCCCGCAUGGUUGCGCCCCUCAUAUUCUCCCUCUCUGACCCUGAGCAAGAGGGCACUGGUUUCACCAUUCGUCUCGGCACUGGCCUUCGACAGGGUAGUCGACCAGACUGGUCAAAGCCCCUGCUGCCUCGACGGGACGUGCAACUGGUGCAACUUCGUCUCGGCACUGCCAACCGUCCCGAUGAGUUGUACGAACUGGGCGUGAGCACUAAACCUGGUCGAGGUCGCUACAGACGCACAACCAUGGUGCAUCUUGCGCCUCGGUACCUUUUGCACAACAAGUCAAGCCGCCAGCUCGAGUUUGCGCAAAGCUUCUUGGCCACAACUGUGACUGACCUUUAUGCUGACGCAUCUCAUGUGCAACUUGUCCCUGGUUGCUGUGUCCCUUUUCACUGGCCCAAACUGGACAAGGAGCACCGCUUGUGCGUUCGAAUGCCAGAAGUAUUCGAAUGCAGUUGGUCUGGUUCGUUUUACAUAAAUCGUACGGCGCUGUUCCAUCUGAACGUGCGUGACCGCUCUGGCCGAAUGAACUUCCUCAGUGUUGAGGUGACUGAGCAGGAAGCAUCUUUUGUCAUCGUUUUCUCAGAUGUCUCCAUGCCCUCACCUGUUCGCGUUGACAACUUCUCGGAAGUGCCAAUCAACUUUUACCAGGGAGGUGCUCGGGUACAGCAAACAGUGGUCAGACCACAUUGCUGUCUACCUUACACAUGGGACGAGCCACUGGUGCCCCACAAGUUGACUUGCAUCGCUCCAGGCGGCAACGAGGCCACCUUGGACCUCGGGCAGCUCGAUUUACGCGGCGAACUGACCUACGACAACUUUAUCUAUGUAGCCAUGACGUGGACCUUCCCUCCGGCAGAUGCUGACGCCAGAAUUGAGCCUCAAUGCCAACAGCUGGUUCUCGACGUGCCUGAGGGAAAUCGAGUUGUGCUUCGCAAGAAAGAGCACGGCUGUCGCUCCCAACUCUGGCGCCUCACAGCCGACGGCCACCUCCAACACGAGGGCAGUGGCCCCCCUAGAGACCCACGAAAGCUCAACGACCCUUUCCACCAGUCACUGGUAUUGGACAUUGCUGGACCGGCACCCCAACCAUCGCAAUAUGUGCCUCUGGUUAUCAGGCGGCCAGAACCCAGGCGACAGUCGACCCAAACUUGGCGAUUUACAGAAGAUGGACGCCUACGUUGUGCUCACAACAGCAUGUGUGUCCAAGCCAAGGAUGGAUUCUUUGGCCUCAGGAGGGGCAAUGGGCUUGAUGCUGCUGGACCUUGGCAAAUGUGGAGUGAAGUUGUCCUUGGGCCGCCACAACCGAUUUGUCACCAAAAAACGGAUGACGGUGUGCCCGUUGAGCAGGCUGUUGCACCACAAAAGCUGCGUCCUGGCUCUGGGGUGCUUGUCUUGAGGGUAUAUGCUGAUGGACCGACCAGAGUACUUGAAAUCGCAGAUAAGAAGCUCAGGCGAACUUUCUCCCUCCCCCGUCAGCGAGAUUGGAGUCCAGUGUUUUUCACCCGAUGGGGCAGUCCAGCGUCCCAAGAUUCCAUCCAAGAGUCCACCUCUGGAGUGGAAGAAACUGCUGAGGACUGGGGCUUUUGUGUGCAAGUACGUCUUACCGGCGGCCUCGGGGUCAGUCUGAUCGACACCAACAUUCGAGAAGAACUCGCCUUUUGCCUGCUCGAGUGUCUCAGCGUCCGAGUGAGCGCCCAAAGGAAUGUCCACCGUCUGGAGGCGUCGGUGCUCAACAUCCACGUGGACAACCAGAUGCUGCAGGCUCAGUGUCCGGUGGUUGCGUUUGUGCCCAGCUUUGUCCGCUCCGAGGACACCUCGGCCUGCAUUCCUGUUGUCGAAGUUACCGCGGAGCGCAUCGCGGCCACCAAUCACAAUAUUGACACCAUCAAGAAUGCGGCCAUCAUCAUUCGCAACUUGAACCUGACCAUUGAAGAAGAACAGUUGCUGCUUGUUUUGUCGCUCUUUGGCCUGGGAGUGCCAGAGACGGAGCCAAAUUCAACAGCCACAGCUGCUGGGGCCGAAGGUGGAGACCUCGAGGCUCAAAGAGGACUGACGGCUCUGGCUGAACAAAGAAUGGCUGCACAAAGAUAUUUCUUCUCAAGGUUCUUUGUCGCCUUCACAAAUAUUCGAUUGAGCGCUGUGACUACAAACAAUUUACCGCCAAGACUAAAACACAUCAAGCGUCGAAUAGGACUGACUUUGAUCAAGUUUGAAGACGCUGGUGUUGAGCUCUCACCCUUCCACAUUGAGCAUGAGCUUCUCAGCCAACCAGCCUUGCUUGACGAGUUGACCAAACACUUCCAAGCUGCACUCCGCGGUCAGUUACCAAUAAUUUUAUUCUCCUCCGACAUCUUUGGCGGCGCCACUGGUCUUGUGUCCAACGUGACUGAGGGGGUUGUGGGAGUUCUGUGCGACCCUGGUGUUAAAAGUGUAGGAGGCCUUGUGAAGAAUGUCACCCACGGCUUGUCUAGCUCAACAGCCAAGGUUACGGGGUCAUUGAGUGAUGGUGUGAGUUGGGUGGCUUUGGACGAGUACCACGAAGAGUGCAGACAACGCAUCAGACGUCGCCCACCAGCUCAAACAACCUCCUGGGAACAUGUCAAGGUCGGACUUCGCAGUCUCGGCUUUGGUUUUCUCGGAGGUGCCACCAGCAUCUUUACUCAGGCCUAUGAAGGUGCCGCCACUGAAGGAACAUCGGGUUUGAUUUAUGGCUUGGGAAGAGGACUUGUGGGGACAGUAACAAAGCCUGUUAUGGGAUCAUUGGACUUUGUGAGCGACAUUGCCAGCGCUGUCAGCAACUCCAGUAGAAGUUCGAGCCACUACCAACCAAGUCGGUUUCGUCUUCCUCGCUGCAUUGUGGGCCCUGGAGGUCUGCUGCCCGUCUACUCGCACAAACAAAGUGAAGGCCAGCAGUUUCUGCACCAAAUCAACAACAACUUGUUCCUUGAAAUAUUCAUGGCUUACGAACUGCUUCGUUCAGGCACGGAGGACCUCAGGGUGAUUGUGUCCAGUGAGGCGGUCAGGGUCUUCACCACCAGCACCAACGGCUCAUGUGCUAUUGUGGUCAAAGUUCACUUGGGGGAGCUACAAAACUGCCGCCCCAUUCAAGAGACUGACGCAAACAACCCAUCCCGCGUUUUGCAUUAUGUGGAGUUGUCGGAACAAGUUGAAGGCAACAAGGAUGACGAAGAGCCUCAAAUGCGGAGACCAAGGGUCAGAUGUGACACAGAGGAAACCUCUAAAUGGGUAUCACAGCAGAUCAUUUUUGCUAAAGGCAUGUACGAGGAGAGGAUUCGCACCCUGGCCACUCUUCCAGAUUUGGACGACUGAAAUAAUUUUUUUCCCGAAAUUGGACCAAAGAUUUAGAACGUCAAUGAGCUCAGGAAAAUUGAAGGAGAAUGGUGAAAUCAAUAAUUUAAUGGAAUUGUGAGAGUAAUUUUUCUUUGUUAGUUUUUAUUUAUAGAGACCAUGAAUCAGAGCAAGUUUAGCAUCUUGCUCUAAGGCUGUGUUAAUAAGAAGGUUGAAAUAUCAAUAACGUUGAAUUUUGUUAGACAGAAUAAUGCUUUUUGUGCAUAUUGAUAGUGUGAUUAAUGUAAUAAUUUAGUGAAAUAAUGAGGCUAUAGUAAUAAAAGCAAAUGUUUAUUUUC